UUCAAUUAUACGAUUUUACCAAAACGGGAUUCUCUUAAAAGAAAAAUCGAUUUUUUUUUUUCUUUUAUUGGUUCAAUCUAACAUUACUUUUUGUUACGUGUUCUGAUCACAACGGAGGCACUUGAAGUUGCAGCACCGCCACUGCCACCGCCUAUUUCUUCCGAACCGGCGGCGACACCUUCUACAGCCCCGAAUCGAUUGUCAUGGAUUCCGAUCCCAAACCUUCCACAUCACCAGCGCCAAACCCUAACCCUAGCAAGCCACCACCCUCGAAGGAACAACACCACCGAGACCUAUUGAACCACAUCGAAGCCUAUCUCGCGAAGCGCGACGGUGUCGACAAGCUCCUCAAGAUUUCCCGUUACGCAACCAAGCUCAUCCUCGCCUCUUCGCUCCUUCAAUCCUCCAAUAACCCCGCCCUCUACCACCGCCUCAAAUCCUUCGAAUCCAGCGUCGGCGUCAGCCGCAAGGCCUUCCGACUCGGAAAAUUCGUCCAAGACCUAAACGCUCUGCGAGCCUCCCACCACCACUCCAACCGUCACCUCCUCUUCACCCUCCUCGCCUACGGCGGCGAAGGCUUCUACUACUUCGUCGAGCAGUUCGUCUGGCUGGCGAAAUCUGGCCUCAUCGAUCCCAAACACGCGCGCGCGUUCCAGAAAGUGAGCGCGUGGGCGGAGCUAGUCGGGUACUUCGGGAGCGUGGCGCUCAAACUCACCGAUUUAAACAUUAUUGCUGAGGAGGAGUCGUGUUUGGCGUCGAGCGUGGAAAUCUCGCGCUUGAGAGGGAUUGGGUGCGUGGAAGAAGAGUCUAGGUUGCGGAAGUUGAGAGAGAAGAAAACGAUGAAGAGGCUUUCGGUUAUUCAGGAUUUGGCCGAUGCGGUUAUGGCUUUGGACGAUAUUUUGGAUGGGAAUGGACCGUUUUCGAAACCGGUUUUCAUGGCUUCCGCAGGGCUUUUGUCUGCGCUCAUUAGCACUCACAAGAAUUGGGUCUCUUGCUGAAUUUUUCACAACUUCUUUUCAUGCAUAAAAAGUCAUGUAGUUCUGCUGCUUGCUGACUGACUUUGUUUGGUUUGGCGAGGUUUUGAUAGAAGAAAAGAGAGUCAUGUUUUUGAUAGAUGAAACUGUGUUACGUAGAAUUGUGUGUUAGAAUCCAUGGUUGAACCAGAAGAGAGAAAUGGAGAAAAUGUUAUCAACUGGAAAAAGAAAAUUGCAUUAGAGUGAAUGAGUAUUGUGAGUGUUCACAUAGGAUUAGGAGGCUUGUAUGACAACUAAUCACUUGACUAGUUUUGUAAUUGAUUCAACUUACCUUGUUGUUUAAUGAAGUUCAUUCAUAA
Messenger RNA from Vigna radiata var. radiata (mung bean), 1333 nucleotides. RefSeq names its product peroxisomal membrane protein 11A. Gene Ontology annotation, cellular component: peroxisomal membrane. The transcript has 2 exons. The record is from RefSeq and is a predicted model, not a curated record. Gene Ontology annotation, biological process: regulation of peroxisome size; peroxisome fission. NCBI's taxonomy places the organism in Eukaryota, Viridiplantae, Streptophyta, Magnoliopsida, Fabales, Fabaceae. The coding region runs from base 204 to 998 and encodes 264 amino acids.